CGCCUCCUACCGCUGCUCACGGCGUGACCCGAGCCCGGAUCGGCCCCCUCGGGGAGGCGACGGCGGGGCUACAGCGGCAGCGCCGGUGCCACCGAGCAGUAGCAGAGGCAGCGGUGUGAGCAGCGGCAGCAGCAGCCCCGCUCCCACCUGCCCGUGACAGAGGCUGGAGCUGCGACCGUCGCGGAGCGGCGUUUGGUGCCCGCGCUCCGGAGCCCCCGCGCCGCGGCCGUGCGGCGCCGCGUCCCGCUCGCCGAUGAGCGCCGCCGCUCUCUACAGCCUGGACUCCCCGGCAUGUUAUAAGAGCUGGUGCCUGGAGCCCGCCAACUUCUACGACGCCAAGGUGGGCAGCGGCGGCGGGCCGGGUCCCGCCUGCAAGCCGGGGACCCGCGGCGGCUGCGGGAUGAGCGGCGAGGAGGCGGGGGGCGGCCUGGGGGGCAGCGGCACCAACCUGGCGGAGCUGAGCGCCGCCGCCCCGGCCAUGUACGAGGACGAGAGCGCCAUCGACUUCAGCUCCUACAUUGACUCCAUGUCUGCCGUGCCCAACCUGGAGCUCUGCAACGACGAGCUCUUCGCCGACCUCUUCAACAGCAACCACAAGCCCGAGCGGGGCGGGGAAUACGGCGAGUACUUGCCACCGGGCGGCGGCGCCGGCCGCGACCCCGCCAAGGACCUCGGCGCUGCCAUGACCACCCUGCUGGGCUCUGAGCCCCGCACCGCCUCCUCCUCCUCCUCCUCCUCUUCCUCCUCCUCCUUCUCCUCCCGCGGCGCUCUGAAGCAGGAGCCGGACUGGAGCGACAGCGACCUCUCCUCCUCUCUGCUGCCCUCGCAAAUCGCCACCUGCGCCCAGACCAUCAUGAACCUGAGCGGGCAGCCCACGCCGCCCACGUCCCCCGAGCCGCCGGGCAGCAGCUCCCCCUCCAGCUGCAGCACCCGCUCGCCGGGCCCCGCCGCCGCCGCCGUGCCCGGGCCGGCGCAGGGCGUCCCGCCGCCCGCCGCCGCCGGGGGCAAGGAGCGGGGCGGCAAGAAGUGCGUGGACAGGUUUAGCCCCGAGUACCGGCAGCGCCGGGAGCGCAACAACAUCGCCGUGCGCAAGAGCCGCGACAAGGCGAAGCGGCGCAACCAGGAGAUGCAGCAGAAGCUGCUGGAGCUUUCGGCCGAGAACGAGAAGCUGCACAAGAAGAUCGAGCAGCUCACCCGGGACUUGACCAGCCUCCGGCACUUCUUCAAGCAGCUGCCCAGCGCUUCUUUCCUGCAGCCCGGCUCGGGCACCGACUGCCGGUAACCGGGGGGGAGCGGGACGGAGAGACGGACUCCGGGAGACGGUGGAUAAAUACCUCAGAGGGCCGUGCCGAGCCUUGUCGGGCCGUGCCGCGGCGCCCCGGGCCGGGCCGGGCGCGGCAUGAGGCGCGGAGCCGCGGCGGGACCUGCCGGCCCGCGGCCGCGCUUGGAAUGCGGCAGCGACGUGGAGCGAUGCCUGGGUCUUUCACCGCGAAACUUGCGAAAAAGGGAAAAAAAAGCUAAAUAUAUUAUUUUUUUUCUUCUCUCCCCUUAAAUUAUUUUUGUAAUGGUAGUUUUCGUCUUUUCUACAUUUUACUCAUACCGAUGCAGCUAUGGUACAUCUGUUAAAAUGAUUCAAAAUCCCAUGUAUUUUAGACAGUAGGAUUGAAAAAAAAAAAAAAAAGACUGAGCAUGCUCAACCUUUUAUAUCAAUUUUUACAGCAUUUCUAAGAAUAAAGAAAAGCAUUUUAAAUCAA
Molecule: messenger RNA, 1754 nt
Organism: Vidua macroura (Pin-tailed whydah)
Lineage: Eukaryota; Metazoa; Chordata; Aves; Passeriformes; Viduidae
Gene: CEBPD
Product: CCAAT enhancer binding protein delta
Exons: 1
Coding region: 254-1282 (342 amino acids)
Biological process (GO): DNA-templated transcription; regulation of cell differentiation; regulation of transcription by RNA polymerase II
Molecular function (GO): RNA polymerase II cis-regulatory region sequence-specific DNA binding; DNA-binding transcription factor activity, RNA polymerase II-specific
Source: RefSeq, a predicted model, not a curated record